This is a messenger RNA of Mucor velutinosus, 1059 nucleotides long. RefSeq names its product NAD-dependent glutamate dehydrogenase. NCBI's taxonomy places the organism in Eukaryota, Fungi, Mucoromycota, Mucoromycetes, Mucorales, Mucoraceae. Gene Ontology annotation, cellular component: cytoplasm. Gene Ontology annotation, molecular function: dimethylallyltranstransferase activity; (2E,6E)-farnesyl diphosphate synthase activity. The transcript has 6 exons. Gene Ontology annotation, biological process: trans, trans-farnesyl diphosphate biosynthetic process. The record is from RefSeq and is a predicted model, not a curated record. The coding region runs from base 1 to 1059 and encodes 352 amino acids.
AUGGUUGCUGUCAAAUUACAAAAGGAGGAAAACAGACAAGCUUUCCUCAAGGUUUUCCCUACCCUCGCUGACGAGGUGCUUUUGGAGCUUCGCAAGUACAACAUGCCUGAAGAUGCUUAUGAAUGGACAAAGAAGAUGUUGUAUUACAAUGUGCCCGGUGGCAAGUUGAACCGUGGCAUCUCUGUUGUUGAUACUGUUCGUAUCUUGAAGGGUGAUGCUGUUACCGAGGAUGAUAUCUUCAAGGCCACUGUUUUGGGCUGGUUGAUUGAAUUUCUUCAAGCUUUCUUUUUGGUUUCCGAUGAUAUUAUGGAUGCUUCCAUCACUCGUCGUGGUCAACCUUGUUGGUACAAGAGCGAGGGUGUUGGCAUGGUUGCCAUCAAUGACGCGUUCAUCCUUGAAUCUUGUAUCUACAUCUUUUUGAAGAAAUACUUCAAGAAGACCGACUAUUAUAUCGAGCUCGUUGAGUUGUUCCAUGAAGUUACUUUCCAAACUGAACUCGGCCAACUCUGUGAUCUUAUCACUGCUCCUGAGGAUGAUGUCGAUUUGAGCAAGUUCUCUAUCAAGAAGCAUCAAUUCAUUGUCAUCUACAAGACUGCCUACUACUCCUUCUAUCUUCCUGUCGCAUUAGCCAUGCAUAUGGUUGGUAUCAAGAACGAGGAAGCCUUCAAGCAAUCUCACGAUAUUUUGAUUCCCUUGGGUGAAUAUUUCCAAGUCCAAGAUGACUAUCUUGAUUGCUACGGUGCCCCUGAAGUCAUUGGUAAGAUCGGUACUGAUAUCAUGGACAACAAGUGCUCUUGGUUGAUCAACCAAGCUUUGGCUUUGGCUAACCCCGAACAACGCAAGAUCCUUGAUGAAAACUAUGGCCAAAAGAACGCUGAAUCCGAGGCCAAGGUCAAGCAACUCUACCUUGAUCUCAAUAUUGAGUCUGUCUACAAGGCUUAUGAAGAAAAGUCUUUCAAUGAUUUGAAUGCAUUGAUUGAAAAAUUAGAUGAAUCCGUUGGUGUCAAGAAGAUGAUCUUUACUGAAUUCAUGGAUAAGAUUUACAAGCGUACCAAAUAA